This is a messenger RNA of Paracoccidioides brasiliensis Pb18, 1764 nucleotides long. Its product is annotated as protoporphyrinogen oxidase. The transcript has 3 exons. The record is from RefSeq and is a predicted model, not a curated record. Bases 1 to 1764 code for a protein of 587 amino acids. Gene Ontology annotation, biological process: heme biosynthetic process. Gene Ontology annotation, cellular component: mitochondrial inner membrane. Gene Ontology annotation, molecular function: protoporphyrinogen oxidase activity, oxygen as acceptor.
AUGAGCCAGCGAUGCUUAUUCUGUUGCACCCUAGACGAACUAUGGGCGCAUGCUCGCCCCAGGUUACACCCAUGGGCCCUGUCUAAACGGUGGUUGACAACUCGUCCUGCAUCCUUUCGCCGAUUCUCCUCCGCUCCGGCCACGCAGAAAAACAUCGCGGUGAUCGGUGCUGGUGUAACGGGUCUGUCAACUGCAUAUCGUCUUUCCCAAGACAAAGAUGCACGGGUUACCGUCUACGAAAAGUCACACAGACUCGGGGGUUGGUUGCAAUCAGAAAUAAUCGAUGUUGAUGGCAGGGAUGUCCUGUUCGAAUAUGGACCCCGAACUCUCCGUGCGGGAUCUCGGGGAAGCUUGUCAACUUUGGAGUUGUUAUUCGACCUGGGUCUCAAAAAUGAUAUUUUAGCUACGAAGAACGAUUCCCCCGCUGCCUGCAAUCGAUACAUUUACUAUCCAGACCACCUAGUACGCCUUCCGGGGCCAUAUCCUGGUUAUGGCUCUCUAGCGAACAUCUUGAUGAAUGUGAUACAAUUAUGUACAGAGCCAGUGCUCUGGAAACUUGCGGUAGAAGUGAUCCGCGACCCAAGGAGACAGGAACGUGACCGUUUUAUAACGGACGAAUCCAUCGGAGAUUUCAUGAAGCGCUGUUUUGGCCCCAAUGUGGCAGACAUUGUUGGCUCCGCUUUUUUUCACGGUAUCUAUGCUGGCGAUCUGUACAGGCUAAGCGCGCGGACGAUUUUACGCAUUGCCUGGGACGAAUUUCAGCUAUCUAAACGGGGAUUUGCAACAGAGCUUAUGGAAUAUCUCAAUAAAAAACGGUUUACCAUGCCUUACGAUAUUUUCAAGGCGCGCCAGCUUGUUUCUAAGGAGAAAAUAACAGAAAUCUGUAAUUUUGCCGCGGGUAAUAACGUUUUUACCCUCCGUAGAGGGUUGGGGCAGCUUGCAACUACACUAGAAUCGUCAUUAAGGAGAGCACCAAAUGUGGAGAUCCAGACUGGAUUCCAGAUUAAAUAUAUCUCUAAGGGAAUAGACCCAUCACCCAUGACGCUCGGCCUAGCAGACGGCACCUCCUCCAACUUCGACUACAUAAUCUCCACCACCCCAUCCACAGAACUCUCCAACCAACUCCUCAACUCCCCAACUCACCCCCCGCCAACUGCCGUAACAAACCUCCUCAACCAAAACGACUACGCCGUAACCGUCAUGGUCGUUAACCUCUACUACAAAAACCCCAACCUAAUCCCCCACCGCGGCUUCGGCUACUUAAUCCCCCGCUCCAUCCCUUUCGACCUAAACCCCGAACGCGCCCUGGGCGUCAUCUUCGCCUCAGACAGCAGCGCAGGCCAGGAUACGGCACCAGGCACCAAGCUCACCGUCAUGCUCGGCGGGCACUGGUGGGAUGACUGGCUCCCCUGUGACUUGCCCGAUGAAGAGAGCGCCAUAGCCAUGGCCAAGUCAGUGCUGGCGCGCCAUUUGCGCAUCGCCGAAGAACCAACUGUUGCCAAGGCGCGCUUGCAGCAGGAUGCGAUUCCGCAGCCUACGGUUGGGUAUGUGUUGAGGAUGGAGAGGUUGCAUGAGGCUAUGGAGGGCCAUUUUGGGUCGCGGUUGAAGGUUGCUGGGGCGUGGUAUACGGGCGUUGGUGUUAAUGAUUCGAUAUGUGCUGGGAGGAUUGUGGCGGGGGCGACGCUUGCGGGGCAAGAAGGGGUUACCGGGUUGGAGCGAUAUGUGCCGCAGAAUUUUAAAGGGAGGUUUGUGGAAGAGGGUUAG